CAGACGUCCGGGAUGGGUUUGCUGAAGGGCCUGCUCCGGGCCAGGAAGCCGCUGCUGUCCGUCCUGGCCCCGCUGCUCCUGCUGCCCCUGCCCAUGCUCCACCCCAGCAGCGAGGCCGCGUGUGCUUACGUGCUGAUCGUGACCGCUGUGUACUGGGUGUCCGAGGCCGUGCCCCUCGGAGCCGCCGCCCUGGUGCCCGCCUUCCUCUACCCGUUCUUCGGAGUCCUCCGAUCCAGCGAGGUGGCGGCGGAGUACUUCAAGAACACCACGCUGCUGCUGGUGGGCGUCAUCUGCGUGGCGGCGGCCGUGGAGAAGUGGAACCUGCACAAGCGCAUCGCUCUGCGCAUGGUCAUGAUGGCCGGGGCGAAGCCGGGCAUGCUGCUGCUCUGCUUCAUGAGCUGUACCACCCUGCUCUCCAUGUGGCUCUCCAACACGUCCACCACCGCCAUGGUGAUGCCCAUCGUGGAGGCCGUGCUGCAGGAGCUGGUCAGUGCCGAGGAGGAGCAGCUGGUGGCCAGCAGCACCAACCCCGAGGAGGCCGCGCCCGCCAGUCUUGAUGCAAACAAUAGCCAGCCUUCUCUGGAACUCAUCUUUGUCAAUGAAGACACCUCGACUACAGACUUCUCCUCCCUGGUGCAGAACAAGAACCUGAAUGGUGCUCCCACAAUCACCAACGCCGUUAAAAGAGCCAACCACCAAGAAAAGCAGCACCCCGCCCAGGAGAAGCCACUAGUCCUGCCACCCAGCCCCAGGAACCAGGAACUGAGCAGGAAGUACAAGUCCCACCACGACCAGAUGAUCUGCAAGUGCCUGUCUCUGAGCAUCUCUUACGCUGCCACCAUUGGGGGCCUGACCACCAUCAUCGGCACCUCCACCAGCCUCAUUUUCUUGGAACACUUCAACAACCAGUACCCAGCCGCAGAGGUGGUCAACUUCGGCACCUGGUUCCUCUUCAGCUUCCCCAUCUCCCUCAUCAUGCUGGUGGUCAGCUGGUUCUGGAUGCACUGGCUGUUCCUGGGCUGCAAUUUUAAAGAGACCUGCUCUCUGAGCAAGAAGAGUAAGACCAAAAGGGAAGAGCUGUCGGAGAAGAGGAUCCGAGAGGAAUAUGAAAAGCUGGGAGCCAUUAGCUACCCCGAAAUGGUGACAGGGUUUUUCUUCGUCCUCAUGACCGUGCUGUGGUUCACCAGGGAGCCUGGCUUUGUCCCCGGCUGGGAUUCUUUCUUUGAAAAGAAAGGCUACCGCACCGACGCCACAGUCUCCGUCUUCCUUGGCUUCAUCCUCUUCCUGAUUCCGGCGAAGAAGCCGUGCUUUGGGCAAAAGAAGGAUGGGGAGGACCGGGAGCCCUCGCUCAGGAUGGAGCCCAUCAUCACGUGGAAGGACUUCCAGAAGACCAUGCCCUGGGAGAUUGUCAUCCUGGUGGGAGGAGGCUACGCUCUGGCUUCUGGCAGCAAGAGCUCCGGCCUCUCCACGUGGAUUGGGCACCAGAUGUUGUCCCUGAGCAGCCUCCCCCCGUGGGCUGUCACCCUGCUGGCAUGUAUCCUGGUGUCCAUCGUCACCGAGUUUGUGAGCAACCCGGCCACCAUCACCAUCUUCCUGCCCAUCCUGUGCAGCCUGUCCGAGACGCUGCACAUCAAUCCGCUCUACACCCUGAUCCCAGUCACCAUGUGCAUCUCCUUCGCAGUGAUGCUGCCUGUGGGCAACCCCCCCAACGCCAUCGUCUUCAGCUACGGGCACUGCCAGAUCAAAGACAUGGUGAAAGCUGGCCUGGGGGUCAAUGUCAUUGGCCUGGUGAUCGUGACGGUGGCUAUCAAUACGUGGGGUGUUAGCCUCUUCGACCUGGACACUUUCCCAGCCUGGGCUACGGUCAGUAACAUCACUGACCGGGCUUAACACAAGGGGGCGCACAGCCCCAUCAGAGGAGCCGCCAGCACCCAGCAGGAUCCGCCUGCCAACCAGGCCAAGAACACCGCCAGAGCACAGGACCCCAGGAUUCCGCCACCUACCACCUUGGUGCAGGACGCUCCCACAGCCCGGGCUCCAGAAAACCCACCGCUCUCACUUCUCUGUACCUAGACUCUGCAGUGACCCUGAGAAGAGCAGAAAGCCUGUCGCACACCCACGAGCCCCACGAGCCCCACGAGGUUUGAUGUCCUCCUUCAUUUCUUAAUCCCUUUGUAGGAGCUGACGGAGAAAUCCAAAUCUCCUGCCUGUGCACCGAGACUGAAACCGGUGCCAUCUCUUUCGUAGGAAAAUCUCACCUAGAACCUGAGACCUGCCUUACAUCAGCUUCUUUGUCUUAAGAGUUUCUGUCCUAAGUUCUCCCACAAAAAGACGAUUCUUAGCAAUCCCUCUUUGUGGCAGGCGGAAUUCUUACCACUGCUCUGAUUCCCUUUUAAGCAUCUCUCUUCAAUGGCUUCUCUUUACUGUGGCACCAAAUUCCUAUAAAGAAACAGUGUUCCCCUUUCGAAAAAGGUUGGCGCUGUUCUCGGUCAAAGGAAAAGGACGCAAAGAAAGGACCUGGCCAUUUGCAUCUCUCUCCACUCGUCACAAACCGUCAGCACCACCGUGUUGGUUAAGUCCUGGGAGGGAAGAAGAAUCUUCAUACCUGUCUUAUAUUAAGGAUGCCAAAAUUAUAACGAAGACCACAGCACUGUUAAUGAUAUUUGACUGGCUUUCUUCUGGAUGGAACGAGAAGACAGGUACAGAAAGGUCCAAACCCAUCUGUCACUUUCUAUAAG
Molecule: messenger RNA, 2738 nt
Organism: Molossus molossus (Pallas's mastiff bat)
Lineage: Eukaryota; Metazoa; Chordata; Mammalia; Chiroptera; Molossidae
Gene: SLC13A4
Product: solute carrier family 13 member 4
Exons: 16
Coding region: 13-1890 (625 amino acids)
Biological process (GO): monoatomic anion transmembrane transport
Cellular component (GO): membrane
Molecular function (GO): transmembrane transporter activity
Source: RefSeq, a predicted model, not a curated record